Nicotiana tabacum (common tobacco) is the source of this 2013-nucleotide messenger RNA. The record is from RefSeq and is a predicted model, not a curated record. NCBI's taxonomy places the organism in Eukaryota, Viridiplantae, Streptophyta, Magnoliopsida, Solanales, Solanaceae.
AGUUUAGGUUAAUGUAGAAUCAAGUCUGUACACACUUGAAGGGGGGAGAAAGGAAAAUAAUAAAGGAAAAAAUAAGUUAUAGUGCAGUGAACUGGUGGGUUGGACGAGUAAGGCGUGAGCUCCCAAUGUUGCGUCUCUCUAUAAAAUAAAAUGUGGAUGUUGACAAGAUACGCCUUUUGGGUUCCGUCUCGUACAUUCAAACGGGCAGCUACCCAACAGAUUCCGGCGGCGAGGCGUGUAGUGAGUAGUACAGUGAGUAGCUGGCAAAAGGAGAAAGUGGAAAAAAUGAAGUACGUUGUGGUAACAGGAGGGGUGGUGAGUGGUUUGGGGAAGGGCGUCACAGCAAGUAGCAUCGGUGUUGUUCUUAAAGCCUGCGGCCUUCGGGUUACCUCCAUCAAAAUUGAUCCUUAUUUGAACACCGAUGCUGGUACCAUGUCUCCUUUUGAGCAUGGGGAGGUUUUUGUGCUCGAUGAUGGUGGAGAGGUUGAUCUAGAUUUAGGAAAUUAUGAACGAUUUCUCGAUGUGACAUUGACCAAAGAUAACAAUAUCACAACUGGAAAGAUAUAUCAGUCUGUACUAGAGAAGGAAAGGAAAGGUGAUUACCUCGGAAAAACUGUUCAGGUGGUUCCACACAUCACUGAUGCUAUCAAGGAUUGGAUUGAGUCAGUAUCUCUUGUUCCUGUGGAUGGGGAGGAGGGACCUGCAGAUGUUUGUGUCAUUGAAUUGGGUGGGACUGUAGAGCUUAAUAUGUUUGCUGACAAUAUUUAUCUAUGUCUCAGUGUGGCAAGACAUGUUGAUUUACAGGAGUGGACCAGAAGAGCUGAGACAUCUGAUAACAUUACCAAAUCUGUGAGCAUUGCGAUGGUUGGGAAGUACGUUGGGCUAACAGAUUCAUAUUUGUCUGUAGUGAAGGCUCUUAUGCAUGCCUGUAUUGCAUGUUCAUUGAAGCCGUCAAUCGCCUGGAUUGCAGCAUCAGAUCUUGAAGAUGAUAGUGCUAAAUUGAAUCCAGAAGCUCAUGCAGCUGCAUGGAAGACUCUAAGGGGUGCAGCAUGCGUCUUGGUUCCUGGUGGAUUUGGUGAUCGGGGUGUCAAGGGAAUGAUGUUGGCUGCAAGGUAUGCCAGGGAGAACAGCGUACCAUAUCUGGGGAUCUGUUUAGGGAUGCAGAUCUCUGUUAUUGAGUUUGCUAGAUCUGUUUUACAUUUGGAGAAGGCCAACAGUGAAGAGUUUGAUCCCCAGACACCUGAGCGUGUUGUAAUUUUCAUGCCAGAGGGAUCAAAAACACAUAUGGGAAGUACAAUGAGGCUUGGUUCUCGAAGAACGUUGUUCCAGACUCCUGAUUGUAUCACUGCAAAGCUGUAUAACAAUUCAGAAUAUGUGGACGAACGACAUCGCCAUAGAUAUGAGGUCAAUCCUGAGAUUGUUGGCUCUUUGGAAGAAGCCGGCUUGAAAUUUGUAGGAAGGGAUGAAAGUGGGAAACGGAUGGAGAUUUUGGAACUUCCAGAUCAUCCAUUUUACAUUGGGGUGCAAUUUCAUCCUGAAUUUAAGUCAAGGCCUGGGAGGCCGUCUGCUCCUUUUCUAGGUCUGGUCUUGGCAGCAACAGGAAAGUUAGAAGCUUAUGUUAAGAGGCAGCAGAAUGGAAGUGUGUAUGCAAUACAUCAGCAGUAGCGGUCAUAUUGGUUUUUGUAACGAGGUGCAUGUCUUAAAGAAUAUUAACGUUUAGUUGCCCACGUACAAUCGAAUCCAUGCAGACCAAGCGAAAGAUAGGGUAUGAUGGAGCAAAAAGAUCUACCUACGCGAUACCAAUUAGUUGGGCAUAUGUUUUAGUCAUGUAAGUUUAUUUAGUUUAGUCCUAUGCUUUUUAGGAGUUUUAACCGUCUGAGAUUUUUAUGCCUACAGAAAAUAUGGAGAACUUUUGGUAAUUUUUAUUUGUAUGAUGUUGGCCUGAGAUGACUUUAAAUGGAGAAACAUGCCAGUGAGGAUUCAUAACCCCAAGUUGCUUGGGAUUGAGACGUA